Nicotiana attenuata is the source of this 1041-nucleotide messenger RNA. Its product is annotated as XIAP-associated factor 1-like. The coding region runs from base 199 to 798 and encodes 199 amino acids. The record is from RefSeq and is a predicted model, not a curated record. The transcript has 5 exons. Lineage: Eukaryota; Viridiplantae; Streptophyta; Magnoliopsida; Solanales; Solanaceae.
AUUGAAAUCUCUGUCCAAAUUUAUCUAAUAAGAUUAUCGGAAUGUGAAAGAAUUCAAAUAGAGCCAAAUGCAUAUAGAAGAUUCAAUCGAACUAAUUUAAUUAGUUUUCCUACAUCAUCUUCCUUCUCAAUUAUUCAUAUUUGAUUUAUCCAUUUUCUUUGUUAUUAUCUCAGAGAUUUUAAUCAAAGGUAGAUUUUAAUGGCUGUAGCUUCUGAUCAAGCCACAACCAUCUGCAGUCACUGUGACAGAGCGAUUCCGUCUUCCAAUCUUGAUUUGCAUGUUGCUCACUGCUCCCGGAAACUUGAAAAAUGUAAAAUCUGUGGGGAUAUGGUUCCGAAAAAACAUGCAGAAGAACAUUUCUUGAGCACUCAUGCUACAGUAACCUGUUCUUUGUGUAGCGAGACAAUGGAGCGUGAGGUACUAACUGUUCACAAAGGUGAAAAUUGCCCACAAAGGAUUGUGACAUGCGAAUAUUGCGAGUUUCCUUUGCCUGCAAUUGAUUUAUUUAAGCAUCAGGAAGUUUGUGGGAAUAGAACAGAACUCUGUCAUCUGUGUAGCAGAUAUAUUAGACUCCGUGAAAGAGAUGACCAUGAGAGUAGAUGCAAUGGAGGCACAAAUAUCGUUGCAGAAUCUUCCAGGAACAUUAGUCGAGCUGAGAGAGAUCGUGGUGCUCCUAGAAGGCAGCCACAUGAGUUUUCCAAGAAGCGGCUUCUAUUUACAAUUGCAAUAACAGGCGUUGCUGUUUUGUUUGGCUCACUCAUUUUCCAGAGGAAAGUUGAAAACAGUCAAGUGCCGUAGCAGCUUUACUGUAAUUGUUUAUCUUACUAUCAGACAAGUUGAUAUAAGGAUAUCUGCGUUUCUAAUUCCUAAUGUACCUACAAGCAAUAUAAUGAACAUGCAAAUCAAAGAUGAGUUCCACUAAAAUUGUAUUUUUAGUUGAUCAAAAUAAUGUAAUCGCCUUCUUGAAAACAUCCCAUCCAUGACAAAAAGAAGAGCAAACUCUUGUAGAAGCUGUGGAACGCAAUGAUUUAUUUGGAGUCA